This is a messenger RNA of Lolium perenne, 1417 nucleotides long. RefSeq lists its product as uncharacterized. The record is from RefSeq and is a predicted model, not a curated record. NCBI's taxonomy places the organism in Eukaryota, Viridiplantae, Streptophyta, Magnoliopsida, Poales, Poaceae.
AGAUACCAAUGAUGCGCAGGUAUAGGAGGCAGAGGAGACGUGUCUUGCAACACGCCCAUUGGCUGUCCCAAGAAGAGGUACCAUACUACGACGACUCCGACUCGAAAUCGAUCUCUCACGAACCAAGUACGGCGGCUGAGGAAGAAGGCGAGGACGAAGAAGAAGAGGAGAAGGACGACGAAGACGAAGAAGAGGAUGAGGAGGUAGAAGAAGAAGAAGAAGAAGACGAGGAGUUGGCUCCUGAAUCAUCCAUGGAGGAAGAGAAGGACUUGUUCGAUCGCCACCGUCAGGACUGGGAAUUCACAUUUAGCCACCCCGGCCUUACCUUCGAUGUUUUCACGUCACUGAGUUCAAUGGUAUUCACGCACUGCACGCCGAGUUGCCUCCCACAUGAGGCCGUUCUCGCCGAUUCCCUGCAGAUAUGCUCCAUCAAAGUCGCCAAGAUAAAACACCUCGAGUGGCCGCUCCAUGUUUAUGGCCUGAUCGCCGCUCGGGACUACGUGGAUCACAAAUGCAACAUCCUUUUCUACCGUCCAAGGAGCCGGAGCCAAACCCUCACUAAAAAUGAUCCGUAUUUGCACUUGACUGGCCCACGCCGCGCGCUCUUGGCCAUAGAUAAUGUCCACAUAGAAAUCCAACUCAGAGUAAAGGGACAUUCUAAGCUCGAAGAUAGGCCACUGAUCACCCAAGCCUUCCGCUACUACAAUGGCUCCAACCGCGACUGGUUCUACUCCUACCUCUUCAACUACCUCUGCAAAAUCCAGCUCUGCUUCGAGCAGCUCAAGCGAUCGUGUCAGGCCACCGUCUUGGCGGUCCGUGUCACGCGAGGGUCGCCUUUCAAAUACGGAGGACAGGUUGUCUGCUGCGCCUCGCCUUACGAGGACAAUGACCCCAACAAGGAGAUCGUGUUGUUCGAUUCAAAGUAUGGAGUUAUGGAUUCCGAUGGAACGAUGAGUAUGGAUCCAGAUGGUUACCUCGAUCUGUCGAGGCGUGUCGUUUCCGUACAAGGAAGGCUCAAGAUCUUCAUACAUACCUACUCUCGCUCCGGGGCGAUACGUGCUAGUGGCCGUAUCUCGUUCAGAGCCAAGGAUUGCCAAACAAGUCAGGCUAAAUGUUUCCUUCACAAGCGUAGCAAGGCCUCUAGAGGGAAUAGUGCCGCCUCUGAAGGCAAAGACCAAGUGAAGAUUAAUGUUGCUUGGUCUCGCUUUGCUAGAAAAAUAUCCGCUAUUGAGCUAGACUGCUUCGGUGAUCUUUUUUGAUGCUCGAGCUCGUGAAUGUUAUGGACCCUUUGGCAGGCAUCCAUUCCUAUAGUACUGAGUAGUACUAUACAUUAAGCUAGCUGUUAUCUUUGUUAAGUGGACCAGUAUUUUAUCAUUUGGACUUCCCUUCGUUAUCUGAGUGAACCACAAUGAUGUAU